ACGUUCGUGAACGUUCAGUAAUAGUUCGUUUAUGUUCGUUCGUGUUCGUUCGUUUAUGUCCGUUCGUGUUCGGUUUUUUAUGUUUAUUUUCUAUAAGUUUUUAAUGUUUUAUUAAUUUUUUACUUUCCCCCAUAUGUAUUUCCCUCUCUCUAGCCCGCUCCCUCUUUGAUAUAACGCUCCUUCAUUCAGCCUAUCUCCAAUCGAUUAAACUCAAUAUUAUCCAUCCCUUCAAUCUUUAAAUGGUACAAUGUUUAAGAUUAACAGUGCCUUUUUUUAAUUUUCAAAAUUAAAGUUCAUUUGUGUUCGUUUGUGUUCGUUUGCGUUCGUGGUUAGUGUUCACGAACUAUUCACGAACAACCAGAAUUCCUUAAUGAACGAACACGAACACAAACUUCUGUUCAUCAUGUGUUCAUGAAUAGUUCACGAACAUCCAAAUUUCUUUAACAAACGAACACAAACAUAGCCUUGUUCGUGUUCCUUCGGUUCGUUUACAGCCCUAUCUCCACCUGCUCAAGACUCCAAUGAUCGAGCCAACUGGGAAAAGGCAGACGGGUAUGUCUUAGCCUGCUUGAAUGCAACAUUAUCUCCUUCAAUUGCUCAUAUUGCAAUAGGUACUUCUUCUGCCUCUGAACUAUGGUCUGUUAUAGAAGAAACAUUUUUUCAACAACUAUUUGCCAAACAAAUGCAAUUAAGAACACAAUUUCAAGUGUUGAAACAAAAUGACCUGUCGAUUAUUGAUUACUGUGAUAAAGCCAAACAUCUGGCAGAUUCGUUAAAAGUUGCUGGUGAUUCUAUCACUGAUUCGUCACUGGUCCUGCAAGUUUUACAUGGGAUGAAUCAUGACUUCACUCCAAUCCGACUCAAUAUUGAAAGUGGCGAUGCAUUACCAACAUUCCAUCAAGUGAGAUCAAAAUUACUGACAUAUGAGGCUCGACUAAGUCAACAAGAGACUUUCAACACACCUGUUAGUGCAAUGGCAGCCAUGACAAUGAGACCACCACAUUAGAGCAACCCAGACCGAUCCAUCAUUUGUCAAAUAUGCGAUAAAACCGGCCAUCGUGCAAAUAACUGCUACCAACUACAAGGAAACCGAGAAGGUGGCGGAGGUCGAUGGCGUGGUGGAAAUCGCUCCAAUCGUUCUCGUGGUGGUUGCAACAACAACAAUUAUUCGAGCGGGGGUCGUACGCAAUUCGUUGGCGGUGCCAAUUGGUCUCAAAAUGGCAGCACUGGAGGUGGAUCAUGGCUGAUUGCUCCUCAAUCGGCUCACGGGGCGUAUGGAAGCAACCAUGGUUUGGGUUUCGGGACAUCUGGUAUGAAUGGCUUUUCUAAUUGGGUUGGUGGUGCAAAUGGUACAAGAGGAUCCAUGGGAUUCCAAGAUCCACGUAAUACUAAUUCAUCUACCUUGGGCCAGCCCACUACUCCUAAUCAAUUUAAUACAAAUCAAAACCAAGGUAUUUUGGGCCCAAGACCAAAUGUGUCUUCUGAUGGGCUGCAGAUCAGACUACACAACAUUAUGGGCUUUGGCCAUACUAGUUCAGACUCAAUGGGAUCAAUUCCAUCUUUUGACACGCCACACUUCGGACAAUCACAUUUUAACUCAUGGGCUGCAGAUCAGACUACACAACAUUAUGGGUUCUCUGCUACUUUAUCUGACUUAUGUCAGACUGUUGAGGCAUGGAUUCCAUACUCGGGUGCUACUGCCCAUAUGACAUCAGAUGUUUCUUUGGUUCACGGUGCCGUUCCAUACACCGGUACGGAGAAUGUUAUUGUUGGCAAUGACUCUAACAGGGCAGAUCCUCCACCACAUGCAGUCUUGUCCUCACCAACUUUAUUCCUUAUCAGCUAUUGCUUCUACGUCACGAGAGAUAUGGCAUUCACAUUUAGGACAUCCGUCUGAUACUGUUAUGUCUCGUUUUUCUUUGUUACAUAUGUCGAAUAAGUCCAUGAACAAUGUCUGUAACUCGUGCCAAAUUUCUACAUCAAGUAGACUGCUUUUAUAUUUUGUUGAUUCUCAUUUGAUUGUACCUUUACACAUCGUUCACUGUGAUAUUUGGGGACCAGCUCCCACUGUUUCUAGAUCUGGAUAUCGUUACUUUAUUACAUUUAUUGAUGACUUUAGUCAUUUCACGUGGAUAUAUCCCUUAUCUCACCGCCCACAAGCCAUUGAUUCUUUCAGACAUUUUAAACCUUUUGUUGAAAAUCUCUUCUCCUACACCAUAAAAAACCUACAAUGUGAUGGUGCCCCUGAGCUUGUUCGUGGUCAUAUGGCUAAAUAUCUCUCUGAUGCUGGUAUUGCAUAUCGUAUUGCAUGUCCUUACACACCCCAACAAAACGGGGUUGCUGAGCGUAAAAAUCGCCACCUCUCUGAAACCGCACGUGCCCUCCUUUAUCAUGCUCGCUUUCCACAACGUUUCUGGUACGAUGCCUAUGCUACAGCAGCAUUUCUCAUUAAUCGGUUACCUACACCUAUUCUCCAUAAUUCCUCACCUUAUGAGAUUCUCUUUGGUACUCGACCUGAUUAUUCUCUCCUUCAUACCUUUGGGUGUCUAUGUUAUCCGUUUCUCGGUAGUACUCGUGCAGAUAAACUUUUACCCAAAUCUGUUCCAUGCUUAUUCCUUGGUUAUGCUCCAUCUCAUCGUGGUUAUCUUUUCUACGAUCCUUAUACUCGUCGUACCCUCACCUCUCGUCAUGUUAAAUUUCAUGAGACAGUUUUUGACAUCCCUACUACCAUAGCCACACCCCCGGUUCCUCCUCUAACAUCUUCAUUUACUGUUCU
Molecule: messenger RNA, 2776 nt
Organism: Helianthus annuus (common sunflower)
Lineage: Eukaryota; Viridiplantae; Streptophyta; Magnoliopsida; Asterales; Asteraceae
Exons: 2
Coding region: 1313-1897 (194 amino acids)
Source: RefSeq, a predicted model, not a curated record